This is a messenger RNA of Rodentolepis nana, 351 nucleotides long. Lineage: Eukaryota; Metazoa; Platyhelminthes; Cestoda; Cyclophyllidea; Hymenolepididae. The record is from the annotation of a GenBank genome assembly.
UUGAAAACACCCGUUCGAUGGUCGUCACCAGAAGCACUGGGGAACGAGGGUAUGGUAAAUUCAAAGAGCGAUGUCUGGCAAUUCGGCAUUUUAUCCUACGAAGUCUUCACUCACGGAGCCACACCAUAUGAACACUACAAGGACAAAGAUGAUGCCGGCAGGGCUAUUCAAAGAGGUGAAACUCUCGAAAGACCUUCCCUAUGUCCAGAAGAGUACUACGCACUUAUGACAGACUGUUGGCAACUCAGUCAAGACUCUCGUCCAACCUUUAGAGAAGUGAAGAGAAAGUUGGAGGAAUUAAUUGAAUUCAUAGAUGGUAGAUAUGAUUCUGACUGGGCCAAUCAUUUUUAG